Messenger RNA from Miscanthus lutarioriparius, 798 nucleotides. NCBI's taxonomy places the organism in Eukaryota, Viridiplantae, Streptophyta, Magnoliopsida, Poales, Poaceae. The record is from the annotation of a GenBank genome assembly.
AUGGCGGAGAGCCAGGAGGUCGCUGGCAGCAGCAGUGCGGCCCCGAUGUGCGCCAACGGCUGCGGGUUCUUCGGGAGUGCGGCGACCAAGAACCUCUGCUCCAAGUGCUACAAGGAGCACCUGAUCAAGACCGCCGACGCCGCCGCUACUCCCGUCGACGAGAAGAAGAUUGAGGCCGCCAAGGCUGCUGAUGCUCACGUGUCCGAGCAGCUGGUUGGCCAAGAUCCUGACGACGCCACCGCUGCCGUUGCAGUGGCCACGGCCACGGCCACGGCCACGCCGGUUGCUCAAGCGCCGACGUGGUCGACAGAGAAGGAGAACGGCGGCUGCCUCGUGGCGGAGACGCAGAAGCAGGAACCAUCCGUCCGCGGCGGCGGCGCCAUCAAGUGCGUGGCAAACGGGUGCGGUUUCUGCGGAUCCGCGGCGACCAACAACAUGUGCUCCGGCUGCUACAGGGACUUCCUCAAAGACGUCCACGCCGCCCCUGCUGUGGCGGACAAGGUCGUCGUCCUCGCUGACGAGCAACCGGCGGCCCAGAUCUCUGCUGCUGCAACUUCCAGUGCUACGCCCGCGGUGGAGGCGGCGCCGGUGGCGAAGGCGGCGGCGCCCAACAGGUGCGCGUCGUGCCGCAAGAAGGUGGGGCUGCUGGGGUUCCCCUGCCGCUGCGGCGGCACGUUCUGCUCCCUGCACCGGUACGCGGAGAAGCACGACUGCGACUUCGACUUCAAGACGGCGGACCGGGAGAAGAUCGCCAAGAACAAUCCGCUCGUCGUGGCAGCCAAGAUCAACAAGAUCUGA